AUGGCGCCCCUGUCAUCCAUUCUCCUUCUCCAAACCUCGUUCCUCGUGCUCGCGUCACAUGCGGCGGCAAGUCAGCAACAGAAGCAGCAGCAGCUCCUGGCAGCCAUCAAGAAGCUUUCGCCCGACUCCAACGAGAAGCUCUUCCCCGAGCACCUCUCCUUCGCUCCCCUUACCGUCUUUCCCCGCGAAGCAGCGCAAUUCUUCGCCUACGACAACGACGACGACGAAGACUUGCAGCUCAACGAGACGGCACGGUUCUUUCUCCCGGCGUUUGCUCGUCAUCAAGAUGACGGCGAGCCGGGCCUGCUGAGGCGGGCGGCAGAGGCCUUGACCCUUCUGCAAAGGCAGGCAAGCUGUCCCGUGGGCAUGAAGAGCUGCGCCGACCAGGGCGCUCCGAACAAGUGCUGCCAAGAGGGCACCUACUGCGCCGGCGUGGCCGAUGCGAAUGUCGGGCAGGUGGCAUGCUGCCCGCUGGGGACGGGAUGCACCGGAGGCGUCGGGAGCUGCCCGUCGGAUGCGACGAGCUGUUCGUCCGAGCUCGGCGGCGGAUGCUGCAUACCCGGCUUCGUAUGCCAAGGUGCCGGCUGUGUUCCCAGCGCUUCGGCGACGACCACCGCUGCGGCGGCGAGCCCGUCAAGCACGAUGGCUUCGACGACAUCCACCACCACGUCAAACAUUGCCGCCGGCAGUCCCCCAUGGCGCCCGACUGGGUCCCCCGAAACGACGACGGCCUGGACGAGCGGCGAGUCGGCGACGCAGUCAGGCUGUCCCACCGGUUUCUACGGUUGUCUCGCCACCCACGGUGGAGGCUGUUGCCGCACCGAUCGGCAAUGUCAGACGUCCUCUUGCCCACCAGCCCCGUUGACGACCAUGGUCGCCAACGGGGUCACCAUCGUCGUGCCCGUCGGCGAUGUGCCUAGGCCGACGGCGACGACCACCUGCGCAAACGGUUGGUUCAUGUGCGGCAGCGAGGCCGGCCCCGUCGCCGGAUGCUGUCCGAGCGGCUACUCGUGCGGCACGGCGAGCUGCUUCACCGCCCAGGCGAGCCAGACGGGAAGCAGGCCGAAGCUGGUUCCCGGGCAGAGCGCAGCCUCUCGCGCUGGUGCAGCCGCAGCUGGCAUGUUGCUUCUCGGUCCGGCUCUCGGGGCCUGCUUGGUGAUGAUGCAUGCUCUCUGGUGGUGA
Molecule: messenger RNA, 1182 nt
Organism: Drechmeria coniospora
Lineage: Eukaryota; Fungi; Ascomycota; Sordariomycetes; Hypocreales; Ophiocordycipitaceae
Product: GPI anchored protein
Exons: 2
Coding region: 1-1182 (393 amino acids)
Source: RefSeq, a predicted model, not a curated record